AUGGCAGAAUUGACCCUUUCACCCGAAGCUGCCGAAAAGACGGGUUACAAUUGUGCCGCUUGUGAGCGACCGGAUCACGCAGAGAAGGAUAUGGUGUUUUGUGACCAAUGUCAAAACUGGUAUCAUUUUGGAUGUGCCGGUGUAACGAAUGCGGUAAAGGACGAUUCAUCGUGGAUAUGCGGCAAGUGCAUGAAAAAUGCCGCUGGUAGUUCCGUGACGUCAGAGUUGGAGCAAGAAUUGAAAAGGCUCGAGGAAGAAAAAAGAGUCCAACAGCUAGCUAUGGAGAAGGAAAGAGUCCUGCAUAAACGGCGCCUGGAGCUGCAGCAGGAAAUGUUUCUGAUGCGAAAAAAACUGGAACAGGAGAAACGCGAAAUGGAGUUAGCCUUCGAAAAAGAGCAGUUGGAGAAGGAAAUCGCUGAGGAAGAAUCGUUCCAGAAGAAAAGUGAGCAGAUGAGAAAGGAGAUGCACGGUAAAUUGAAUAAGCUUAGACAGCAACGGAGCAAGGAUUUCGAUAGUGGUGUGAAAGAAAAAACGGAAGAAGCUGAAGGUUGUGAAGAUGAUUGCUCGAGUGACAAAGAAAAGCCGAAGCAGUCGGGACUGGAGAAAACAAAGCCAGGAAAAGCAGAAACCGAAAAAAAAGUUCCGUUGGUCACAUCGCCAUCAUUGGAGGAAAUUCCGCCUGUCGACGCGGAAUCCGUAAAAGGUGAUACACAGGAAAAGAUCGAAAGUAAGAAGAACGACGCGGUUUCAAAUGACGUGCGAGAAGCAAAUGAGGACGAUAGUGAAUCCAGCGAAUCAAAUGAGGAUCACGAAUCGGUGACAGUACAAGCUGGUCAAAACAAGCAACAAAGAUGUCGUCGAGGACCUACCAAAGCUCAGCUGUCCGCCAGGCAGUUCCUGUCGAAGAAGUUGCCGGUAUUUUCCGGAAAGUUAGAGGACUGGCCGAUGUUCAUCUGCAGCUACGAAACAUCUAGCGAGGCUUGUGGGUUUUCGAAUGUCGAGAACCUGGCUCGACUACAAGAGUGCUUGAAGGGCCAAGCAUUGGAAGCAGUUCGUAGUAGGCUCCUACUUCCAGACGCAGUUCCACAGAUCAUUGAGACUCUCCGGAUGUUGUACGGUCGCCCGGAGCACCUUCUAAAUAUGCUAUUGGUGAAGGUGAGAAAGGCUCUCCCACCGAGAGCAGAUCGUUUGAUAACGUUCAUCAAUUUCGGGAUGAUUGUCCAGCAGCUUGCAGAUCACCUGGAAGCAACGAAGCUUACUUCUCAUCUUCUGAAUCCCAUGCUGAUUCAGGAGAUUACCGAAAAGUUGCCCGCAAGUACACAACUUGAGUGGGUGCGACGCGAGGUGACGUCAUACUGUGAAGCACCUGUAGUUGUAGACCACGCCAAUCGAAAGUCCAGAGGAAAGGAUAAAGAGCACGAAGGUUUCCUCCAUGCCCACUGUGGACAAGAAAACGCCAACAAAACUCAGGCGCCGAGGGUGAGAAAGCCAUGUAUGAUUUGCAACCGUACUGAUCACCGGGUAAGAAAUUGUGUAGCCUUCCGGAACCUCUCCGUACCACAUCGUUUGGAAGCGGUGCGUAAAUGGAAGUUGUGCUCGAUGUGUCUCAAUGAGCAUGGAAAUGCCCGCUGUAAGCUGAAUUUCCGCUGUAAUGUCGGGACCUGUAGAGAGCCUCACCAUCCUUUACUCCACGCGGCAGGCCCGGAAUCGGGAUCGAACUGCAACUUUCAUUCGUUUCAACGCAAGCAAUCGGUGAUUUUUCGAAUGAUUCCGGUCACAUUGCACUGGGGAAAUCAUACAGUGAACACAGUGGCUUUCCUGGACGAGGGGUCGUCCUACACAUUGGUGGAGAAGUCGGUGGCUAGCGCUCUUAGGACGAAUGGUGUAACGCAACCACUUCGUGUGACGUGGACGGCUGGAAUGUCCCGAUUGGAAAGGGACUCGCAGAAAGUAGAACUGUAUAUUUCGGCUCGAGGUUCAAGUCGCCGAUUCCACAUAAAAGCAGCUCAUACCGUGGAUAACUUGAGGCUUCCCCAGUCGACGCUAGCCCUGACGGAAGUAGUCAAGCAGUAUCCCCAUCUUCAAGAUCUAUCCGUGGUGGAUUUCCAACAUACUGUUCCGCAAAUUCUGAUCGGACUGAAAGACGUUCACUUGUGUGCACCGUUAGAAUCACGAAUCGGGAAAGCGGAAGAGCCAAUCGCUGUGCGGUCCAAGCUUGGUUGGACCAUAUUCGGACCUGCAAGCGGUGGUGUUGAGUCGAGCAUCGUUGGUCAUCAUGCGUGCAGCAGUGUUUCGAACGAGGACCUCCACGAUCUGUUGAAGAGCCACUACACGCUAGAAGAGUCUGGCAUUUCGGUUGCGCUGCUACCGGAAAGCGAAGAGGAUAGGAGAGCGAAAGAUAUCCUGACGCAAACGACGGUAAGAGUAGGUGAUCGUUUUGAGACGGGGUUAUUAUGGAGAUAUGAUAGUCCGUGCUUCCCCGACAGCUAUCCUAUGGCUGUGAAAAGGCUCAAGAGUUUAGAGAGACGUUUAUUGAAGGACAAUGAACUGUACGAUAAAGUACGGUGCAUGGUCUCGGAGUACCUAACCAAGGGCUAUGCGCACAAAGCUUCAGAGUUGGAGCUAGCAGACACCAACCAGAGUAAGGUGUGGUAUUUGCCAUUGAACGUGGUUAUUAAUCCGAAGAAACCGGGUAAAGUCCGCCUUGUUUGGGACGCAGCUGCGGCUGUAGCUGGGGUGUCCCUGAAUUCAAAACUCUUGAAGGGUCCCGAUAUGCUGACUGCUCUCCCAGCAGUUAUUUGCAAGUUUCGAGAAAAAAAAGUGGGUUUUGGUGCAGACAUCAAAGAGAUGUAUCAUCAGUUGAAAAUUCGAAAAGAAGAUAAGCAAGCGCAGAGGUUCCUGUUCCGAGAGAAUCCAGCCAGCGCUCCGGAGGUAUUUAUUAUGGACGUUGCUACCUUUGGGGCGACCAGUUCACCUUGCUCCGCCCAGUUUGUGAAGAACAUGAAUGCAAAGGAGUUCGCAGGGCGGUUUCCAGAGGCAGCGAGAGCGAUUCUAGAGAACCAUUACGUCGAUGAUUAUUUCGAUAGCACGGAGACAGUCGAGGAAGCAGUGAAGCUGGCGAAGGAGGUAACGUUUGUUCAUUCAAAGGGCGGCUUCGAGCUUCGAAAUUGGGUCUCUAGUUCAGAGGUGUUCCUGCGAGAAAUGGGGGAGACAAAAGAAAAUCAAUGUGUUCAUUUUAAUCAAGACAAGGAAACAGGGCAAGAAAGGGUCUUGGGAAUAGUGUGGAAUUCAGUAAGCGACGAGUUUACGUUCUCAGCAAGGUUACGUGAAGAUUUGCUGCCGUACCUGAUAGGAGAGAGGCGGCCCACGAAAAGGGGGGUCAUGAGCUGCAUCAUGAGCUUGUUCGAUCCCAUUGGGUUUUUGGCUUCCUUCACUAUUUAUGGAAAAAUGCUUAUUCAAGAUCUUUGGCGCAGUGGAUGUGCCUGGGACCAGCAGAUCAACGACGAGUGUAGCGAGAAAUGGAAUCGUUGGGUCGGUCGGCUUCCAGAAAUCGAAAGAGUGCGGAUCCCUCGUUAUCACUUCACGGGAGGAUUAUCUGUGGACUACAGUACGUUGCAACUACACGUUCUUGUCGAUGCUAGUGAGAAUGCAUAUGGUGCUGUUGCAUAUUUCCGUGUCAUGACUGCUUCUGGUCCUAUUUGUUCGCUUGUGAUGGCACGUUCCAAGGUUGCACCUUUGAAGCAGCUGUCAAUUCCGCGCCUGGAACUACAGGCCGCGGUACUAGGUUCUAGAUUGCUAAAUUCCAUCAUCGAUAACCAUUCCGUAGAGGUGAAACAGCGGUUUAUUUGGACAGAUUCGAGGACAGUACUUUCUUGGAUCCACUCGGAUCAGCGACGCUACAAGCAAUUCGUUGCUUUCCGAAUUGGUGAAAUCCUUAGUCUCACGAAGCUCGAUGAAUGGCGGUGGGUUUCCACUAGAAACAACAUCGCUGACGACCUAACCAAAUGGGAUCGAGGACACAAUCUAAAUUCGAACGGUCCUUGGUUUCGGGGUCCACAUUUCCUGUUCCAUCAGGAAGAUUCCUGGCCAGAACAGAAGCGCGUAACACCGAAUGUGCCUGAAGAGAUACGUGCCCACAUACUGUUCCACGACAUUUCACUGUCAGAACCUGUAAUCGAUCCGUUGCGUUUUUCAAGAUGGAAGGUCUUAGUUCGAACGAUAGCCUGCGUCUACCGGUUUGUUUCGAACUGCAAGCGAAAAAAGGAAGGAUUGGCCAUCGAAGGUGUACCAACGACCGAUGCUCUCAAGAGAAAAGUAAAGGCAAAAAUUGCAUCUACGGUAGUUCCAAAAAUCAGAAGCAUAUUUGUGGCGAUUCGCACAAGCGGAAGCAUACGGGGAUGA
Messenger RNA from Toxorhynchites rutilus septentrionalis, 4401 nucleotides. RefSeq lists its product as uncharacterized. The transcript has 3 exons. The coding region runs from base 1 to 4401 and encodes 1466 amino acids. Lineage: Eukaryota; Metazoa; Arthropoda; Insecta; Diptera; Culicidae. The record is from RefSeq and is a predicted model, not a curated record.